Molecule: messenger RNA, 1838 nt
Organism: Bufo gargarizans (Asiatic toad)
Lineage: Eukaryota; Metazoa; Chordata; Amphibia; Anura; Bufonidae
Gene: BTG1
Product: BTG anti-proliferation factor 1
Exons: 2
Coding region: 295-804 (169 amino acids)
Biological process (GO): negative regulation of mitotic cell cycle; negative regulation of cell population proliferation
Cellular component (GO): nucleus; cytoplasm
Source: RefSeq, a predicted model, not a curated record
AAAGAACGGAGCUCACUCUAGCUUCAGCAGGCGGAAGAGUGCCGGUGUGGAUGUGACAGGAAAAGUGGGCUCUCUGCCGCCGCCAGGGAUGUGCUAUAGAGAGCAGCAGUUACACUUGUAAAUAUAGCCAGCUCCAUUGUCUCUCCGGCCAUGACGCCCGUCUUCUCACGACUUUAAUAAAACCCCGAAAUUAAGCCCUAAAAAAAAAAAAAUCGCAACGGUGUUGCCGACAAAAAUAAUCAGGCCUUUGAGAAAAGUCGCUGGGAAAGUUCCUGAGUUGUGUCCGCAGCCUCCAUGCAUACGCACUACCCCCGGAUCAACAUGAAGCCUGAGAUCAUCGCGGCGGUGGCCUUUAUCUCCAAGUUCCUGAGGACCAAGGGGCUGAUGAACGAUCGGGAACUGCAGACUUUCAACCAGUCCUUACAGGAGCUCCUGGCAGACCAUUACAGACACCACUGGUUUCCAGAGAAGCCCUCCAAAGGCUCUGCUUACCGCUGUAUUCGGAUUAACCACAAAAUGGAUCCCUUGAUUGGAGAAGCCGCAGACCGUAUUGGACUGAGGAGCCAAGACAUGUUCAAACUCCUGCCACGCGAACUCACCUUGUGGAUAGAUCCCUUUGAAGUGUCUUACCGCAUCGGGGAGGAUGGGUCUAUAUGCGUCUUAUACGAAGCCGUACCAUCAGGGGGCAGUAGCCAAAAUAGCAGCUCGUCCCUUGUGGAGAGCAGAAUCAGCUGCAAAGAUGAACUCCUCAUCGGGCGAACAAGCCCCUCCAAAGCCUACAACAUGAUGACUGUGUCUGGUUAAGAUAUGGUCGGGGGCUGUAUCAUCUUGUAACAGAUGGAGUAAUAUUGUCUUUAAUUUGGGAGGGCUCCUAUGGGGAUGGAUUGUGAAGUGUCAAAUCACACAACUGUGAAGAUCGGGCACAAAAUAGAAGUAGACCUUACUGAUGUGAAAGUGCCAUGGUUUUGACAGUACCUUUCUGGUCAAUUAAUAGCCUGUAUCUAUAAGGUAGUGCUAUCUCUCUGGACGUUGGGCCUAGUGAUUCUACUUUAGUAGGGUAGGUAGGUACACCCUGUGUGGAGCGUUUAUCUCUAAGAUCAGUGACCUCUAGAUCCAGUCACAGCCACCGCUUCUGCACACAUCCUGACACAAGGUGUACAUAACCCUUCAUCUGUGAACCCAAAGCUCAGAGUAUUUGUAAGAUUUUUAUUUUUCUCUCUGCGGUUUCCUGCAGACUAUAACUUGCACUAAUGUUUUUAAUGUUACGAUCUCUGGCAGCUCGGUGGCAAGGCGAGGAGUUGAGAAUAUGACACUUACUGGAGGCAGACGUAUCUUGCACUGAAAAUCGUUGUACAGUCUAUAGAGCUGGGGGGGGGGUACUCCUAGUCUGCCUAGAUGUAUAUACUUGAGGAUCCUUUUCUAUUGCGACGUGAAAGUAUUGAACCUACGGCUUUCUGCCUUGAGCCCAGGCUUUAAAGGUCCUUCCUAAAGACACUGUCUGAACUAUGGCCUUCUCACCAGCCAGCUUCUCUGUACAUUUCUUAGCUUGUAGUUUUCUAAGACGAAGUAAACUUCUUAUUUUUAGAAAAGUGGAGUUCUGCUUUGUAAUUUCUUGUACUUAAUUGGGUAAAACAAGUCUUUUUUUGUUUUUGUUUUUUUUUCCACAAACCACCAUCUAUUUUGUGAACUUUGUUAGUCUUUUAUUUGAUAAAUUAUGAACUGCUGUAAAUUUGUACAGUUCAUGUAUAUUGAUUGUGACAAAAGAUGUACAGAUUUCUAUUUUAAAUGAGAGAGUUUUCUUCUCUAUAAUAAAUGGUUUCUUAUCUUGGCAUUUUAAA